AGGCCCGGCGCCUGAUCAUGACGUAAGUUCCGGUUGCCGUGCCGAGUCGGAAGUGGGAACCCUUCGGCCCCUGAGACUUGUCGUGUCGUCGCUGCUGGCCCUUCAGGCUCUGCCCCUCCCCCUAGGUCUGCAUGGAGGAUACUUUAAAGUGAAAUGACAGACCAGGAGAAUAACAACAACAUCUCAAGUAACCCCUUUGCUGCUCUUUUUGGCUCCCUGGCUGAUGCCAAGCAGUUUGCGGCAAUCCAAAAAGAGCAGCUGAAGCAGCAGUCUGAUGAACUCCCGGCUAGCCCAGAUGACUCGGAUAAUAGUGUGUCAGAAAGCCUGGAUGAAUUUGAUUACUCUGUGGCUGAGAUUAGCCGCUCCUUCCGUUCACAGCAGGAAAUAUGCGAACAACUCAACAUCAAUCACAUGAUCCAAAGGAUCUUCCUCAUUACUCUGGACAACAGUGACCCCAGCUUGAAAAGUGGGAAUGGCAUCCCCAGCCGUUGUGUGUAUUUGGAAGAAAUGGCAGUAGACCUGGAAGAUCAAGACUGGCUUGAUAUGAACAAUGUGGAGCAGGCUGUCUUCGCUCGCUUGCUGCUUCAGGACCCGGGCAACCACUUGAUCAACAUGACUUCUUCUACGACGUUGAAUCUCUCUGCUGAUCGAGAUGCGGGGGAGAGGCACAUUUUUUGUUACCUUUAUUCCUGCUUCCAAAGAGCUAAGGAAGAGAUUACCAAAGUUCCAGAGAACUUGCUCCCCUUUGCAGUGCAGUGCCGGAACCUCACCGUGUCCAAUACCCGAACAGUCCUCCUCACCCCAGAGAUCUAUGUUGACCAGAACAUUCAUGAGCAGCUGGUAGAUUUGAUGUUGGAAGCCAUCCAAGGAGCCCAUUUUGAAGAUGUAACUGAGUUUCUCGAAGAGGUCAUUGAAGCCUUGAUAUUGGAUGAGGAAGUGCGCACAUUUCCAGAAGUCAUGAUUCCAGUGUUUGAUAUUUUAUUGGGCCGAAUAAAAGAUCUAGAACUCUGUCAGAUCCUGUUUUAUGCAUAUCUGGAUAUUCUUCUCUAUUUCACUAGGCAGAAGGAUAUGGCAAAGGUUUUUGUAGAGUACAUUCAGCCCAAGGACCCUAGCAAUGGGCAGAUGUACCAGAAGACCUUGCUGGGAGUAAUCCUGAAUAUCUCCUGCUUAUUAAAGACUCCAGGUGUAGUAGAAAAUCAUGGCUACUUCCUGAAUCCAUCUCGUUCCAGUCCCCAGGAGAUCAAAGUGCAAGAGGCCAACAUCCAUCAGUUCAUGGCUCAGUUCCAUGAAAAGAUCUACCAGAUGCUGAAGAACUUACUCCAGCUCUCUCCAGAAACCAAACACUGUAUCUUGUCCUGGCUUGGAAACUGUUUGCAUGCAAACGCGGGCCGCACCAAGAUUUGGGCCAAUCAGAUGCCAGAAAUCUUCUUCCAAAUGUAUGCCUCGGAUGCCUUCUUUCUGAAUCUGGGUGCUGCUCUCCUGAAGCUAUGCCAGCCGUUUUGCAAACCCAGAUCCUCUCGGCUCCUCACCUUUAACCCCACUUACUGUGCCCUGAAGGAGUUGAAUGAUGAAGAACGAAAAAUUAAAAAUGUGCACAUGAGAGGUUUGGACAAAGAGACUUGUUUGAUCCCAGCUAUGCAGGAGCCAAAGUUCCCCCAGAACUACAACCUUGUGACAGAGAACCUUGUCCUGACCGAGUAUACCUUGUACUUAGGAUUUCACAGGUUGCAUGAUCAGAUGGUAAAAAUCAACCAGAACCUGCAUCGGCUGCAGGUUGCCUGGCGAGAUGCUCAGCAAACUUCUAGCCCUGCCGCUGACAACCUUCGUGAGCAGUUUGAACGGCUGAUGACCAUCUACCUUUCUACCAAGACUGCCAUGACGGAGCCCCAGAUGCUGCAGAACUGUCUCAACUUGCAGGUGUCCAUGGCUGUUCUGCUCGUCCAGCUGGCCAUAGGCAAUGAGGGCUCACAGCCAGUCGAGCUAACUUUUCCUUUGCCAGAUGGCUACAGCUCUUUGGCUUAUGUGCCAGAAUUUUUUGCAGAUAACUUGGGCGAUUUCCUCAUUUUUCUCCGCCGCUUUGCUGAUGACAUCUUGGAGACAUCUGCCGACUCCCUAGAACAUGUUCUUCACUUUAUUACGAUUUUCACUGGAAGCAUAGAAAGAAUGAAGAAUCCUCACCUAAGGGCCAAACUGGCUGAGGUAUUGGAAGCAGUGAUGCCCCACCUGGACCAGACACCAAAUCCCUUGGUAACCAGUGUGUUCCACCGGAAACGUGUGUUCUGCAACUUUCCCUAUGCACCCCACCUUGCAGAAGCUCUAAUCAAGGUCUUUGUGGACAUUGAGUUUACAGGAGACCCCCAUCAAUUUGAACAGAAGUUUAAUUACCGACGUCCCAUGUAUCCCAUCCUAAGGUACAUGUGGGGAACAGAUACCUAUCGAGAGAGCAUUAAGGAUUUGGCUGACUAUGCCUCUAAGAAUUUAGAAGCCAUGAAUCCCCCGCUUUUCCUCCGCUUUCUUAACCUGCUGAUGAACGAUGCCAUCUUCCUCCUGGAUGAAGCCAUACAGUAUUUGAGCAAGAUAAAGAUUCAACAGAUUGAGAAAGACCGAGGUGAAUGGGAUAGUCUGACUCCAGAAGCCCGCCGAGAGAAGGAGGCCGGCCUACAGAUGUUUGGACAGUUGGCACGUUUCCAUAACAUCAUGUCCAAUGAAACAAUUGGUACCCUUGCCUUUCUGACAUCAGAGAUCAAAUCACUUUUUGUGCAUCCUUUCCUGGCUGAGCGCAUCAUCUCCAUGCUGAACUACUUCCUGCAGCACCUGGUUGGCCCCAAGAUGGGGGCCUUAAAAGUCAAGGACUUCAGUGAAUUUGACUUCAAACCCCAGCAGCUCGUAUCAGAUAUCUGCACAAUCUACUUAAAUCUUGGGGAUGAGGAGAACUUCUGUGCUACGGUGCCCAAGGAUGGACGUUCCUAUUCCCCAACUCUCUUUGCACAGACAGUCCGAGUCCUCAAGAAAAUAAAUAAGCCCGGGAAUAUGAUUGUGGCUUUCAGCAACUUAGCAGAGAGAAUCAAGUCUCUAGCUGACCUCCAGCAACAGGAGGAGGAGACCUACGCAGAUGCCUGUGAUGAGUUCCUGGAUCCCAUCAUGAGCACACUCAUGUCUGACCCUGUGGUGCUGCCAUCCUCCAGAGUCACUGUGGAUAGAUCCACCAUUGCCAGACAUUUGCUCAGUGACCAAACCGAUCCCUUUAACCGUAGUCCCCUCACCAUGGACCAGAUCCGGCCAAACACAGAACUAAAAGAAAAAAUCCAACGGUGGCUUGCAGAGAGGAAACAACAACAAAAGGAGCAACUUGAAUAAAUACUGUGAACUAAACAAACCAAAAACAACCAACCCCAGAAUGUAGAUAAGCAAUCGUUUGUGGUUUCUCUCUUUUUGGUUCCGUUCCCUCUUUCUUUCUUUCUUUCUUUCUUUCUUUCUUU
This is a messenger RNA of Lontra canadensis (Northern American river otter), 3479 nucleotides long. RefSeq names its product ubiquitination factor E4A (gene UBE4A). Gene Ontology annotation, molecular function: ubiquitin-ubiquitin ligase activity. Lineage: Eukaryota; Metazoa; Chordata; Mammalia; Carnivora; Mustelidae. The record is from RefSeq and is a predicted model, not a curated record. The transcript is spliced from 20 exons. Bases 154 to 3357 code for a protein of 1067 amino acids. Gene Ontology annotation, cellular component: nucleus; cytoplasm; ubiquitin ligase complex. Gene Ontology annotation, biological process: protein polyubiquitination.